This is a messenger RNA of Sporisorium graminicola, 1524 nucleotides long. RefSeq lists its product as uncharacterized. Bases 1 to 1524 code for a protein of 507 amino acids. The transcript has a single exon. NCBI's taxonomy places the organism in Eukaryota, Fungi, Basidiomycota, Ustilaginomycetes, Ustilaginales, Ustilaginaceae. The record is from RefSeq and is a predicted model, not a curated record.
AUGUCGCAAUCGACACCCACACGUUCGCCGUCACGGCGGCGCGUUCUACCCGUCGAAACACCUGGCUCCGCGCGCUCCACGACGUCCAACACGGACCGGUCCACGCUCGUCGAGCGUGUAGAAGAACUGGAUCUGGAAGUGCACGACUUGCGGCGCCAGAUUGCAGCGGAACGUGCACGGCGCCGCACGUCUGCCUCGACAUCUACUCGCACCGCUGCGGCGACGCUGUCACUGUCGUACAUGGAUCCAAGUGGGCGGCGGGGUGCGGGACAGCUGAAGCAGGUGCUGGCAGAGAAGCUGCGCGACAUGGACGACGAUGCGCUGACCGCGCUGCUCACAGCUUCGAGUGCGGCGUUGGGCAAGCUGAUUAGUGGGAGCGGGGAGGAUGAGGGGGAGGCGGAUGGCAAGGUGUGGAUGGUGAUGGAUGCGGCGUUGGUGCCGAGCAAGUCGGUCGGGGUGGAGGGAACGGGGAGUGGGAGCGACAUUGAUCGGCGGUUCUACAACGGCAAGUCACGGACAGGGAUAGCGGAAGAGCUGUCGGCGACCCGACACGCUGCCAACAUCAACAGCUGGCUCAAGGACCGGCAGCGCCGUCUCACGUCUCUGGUCGAUGGUCUCGUGCAGUUUUCGCAUCUGGAAAUCGACUCGCUCUCGCAAACGGAACCCUCCUCUGGUGCAGCGACAGCUUCGAGAACGCGCAGCAUUCGGAUAGCGGGCAACAUUGCACGACUGUUCCCGAUCGAUAUCUCGUUGGACGUUGUGGAAGACGAACUUCCCGCAAGCAGUCAAUCGCCGCAGAUCCGGGACUUGCAGCUAACGCUCCCGCCGUGGCUGGUUACGGCGCUCGACACGCCACACAAGUUGUACAGCAAGCUGUUGGCGCGAAACGACCUGCCUGCGAUCCUGCUGAUGCUGCGCACAAUGGUGCCGCUGCUCUCGUUGCGACGCAACUUGUUCAGCUCGUUGUUGGAGACAUAUACCGACCUAGCACGCGAUCACGUCCGCUCAUGGGAGGCACAAAACCGCCUCGACUUCACGCCGUUCCACCCACCGUCUUCCUCGUCUUCCUCCACGACCACCACCACAGCCUCCAGGAAAAGCGCCAAGAUCGACGAGGCUCUCGGCAAGUCUCUCAUCCUGCCCGUCGCCAGCGAGACGUUCAUGCUGACAAACAAGGCGCGCGCCUCGCUCGAACUGCACUUUGCCAUCCGAUGGAACAGGUUCGGCCAUGCAUACCCACACCUCACCGCCACUCCGCACGUCCCCGCCAACUUGGCAGAUGCAACCACCACAGCCUUCCUGCAAGACUUCCAGGCCGAAUUCCACCACCUGCUCAAAGUCGCUGUCGCCCAAAACGCCAUCGUCGGGUUACCAGACCACGAGGCAGAACACGAACACGACGAACAGCUGCACCCCUCCGUCGGAAGAUGGGGCAUCGCCCCUGCUAUCCACGCUACCAUCAAGGCCUUCUUCAGCUUGCAUCAGGAAGACGCCUCUGCAUCCAGCUCGAUGGAGCAAGAGUGA